AUGGGCCAAAGGUCAGACAGUGAGUCAAUAGAACUCACGGACAGAAACGGCAAGGCUGGACGAAGACACCCAGUCAAACCUGAUAUCAAUGUGGACAAUAUUUUGGAGGAUGAAGUUGGAGCAAAUGGAUUAUGGCAAUGGUCCAUAAUCAUCUUGUUAAUGCUUAGCACCCCAUCCACGCCAACUUUUCCUGUGUUCGCUAAUUCCGUCCCAGAGAAACGAUGUCGAAUGGAGCCAGAGUUAGAAUAUUUGUUGAACGAACGAAAUCUGACUUUCCACGAGAUUGGUCGAGUGAUAGGUCCAUGGUUCACGACCGUCCUCGAAAACGAAACAAACACUCAUGUGGGCUGUACCCGAUAUCGAAUUCCUUGGACCAAUGAUAGUCUCACUGAACGACUUGAUCGGAUCCAUGACACACAUAACAACGACUCACGGUUGGAGACUGAACCUUGUCCAAACGGCUACGUAUUUCAGUUGAACAAUAUGCAAUAUCCAGGCAGUGUGAUCGUUGAGUUUGCAACCGUAUGUAACCACGACUGGUUAGCACCUUUCGAGACGUCGGUCUACAUGUUUGGAAUGAUGUGCGGGUUUUUGGUGGGCGGAUGGGCAGGUGAUCGAUUUGGUCGGAAACCAACGGCUAUAUUUAUGACCGUAGUUGAAAUUGUGUCCGCCAUUGGGAUAUCUUUGUCACCGAACUACUCUACAUAUGCGGUGUUCCGUGGAUUCUCAGGUGCUUCCAACAUCGGUCGAGUGACAGUCUACAAUGUACUGGCGAUGGAAUUAACGUUAGCACGAUAUAGAUCGUAUUUUAGCGCGGCGCUUUCACUCGGUUACAACUUUCUUCUUCGAGGCUUCAUGUCCCUGUUAGCUUUGUAUAUUCCUGAAUGGCGUUGGCUAAAUUUGGCUUGUACUGCUCCAGCCUUGCUAGGUUUGCUACAAUUCUGUGUGCUGUCGGAAUCGCCUCGCUGGUUAAUCUCUCGCAAUCGACUGACAAAAGCCUUGGCAGUAUUAAGAUACGGCUAUAAAGUGAACCACUUCGGUCGAACAAAACCAAAGGAGGGACAAGUCCAGUUAAUCAGUUUAGAACACGCGACAGAAGCAUGGAUGUCUCAUAAUGAGCAGUAUGGGGAAGGGCAAACCUUGCUUAAACGAAAACGAUCCAGAAAAUAUUGUAUCAAGCGUAUGUUUCGUUCUCUAUUUCGAACAUUUUCUACUCCUCAACUGGCGCGCACAACCACUCUGGGUAUUCUCUUGUUUAACGCAAACGGCAUGGUAUUUUUUGGAUUGUUACUAUACGCUAACACAAUUCGCGAUAGCAUUUACAUUGUCAGUUUUGUGAACGCAGCCAUGACAAUCCCCGGAGUUGCACUGUCUAUGUUUCUGUAUCGAUUCUUUCGAUUCCGUCGACUUCCAUUGGUUAUUGUGUUUCUAAUCACUUUUGUUGCCCUUGUGAUUGGUGGAAGUUACGCUUACGUCGUUCACCCGGAAGAUGACAUUGUUCUCACAGUAACCUCAAACAUUGCCGUCACUUGUUCUGUGGGGAGUAUGUUCAUGACCUAUAUCUAUUUGCCCGAACUGUAUCCAUCCAAGAUUCGCUCACAAGCUUUUGGUAUUGUUGCGGGUCUCGGUCGUUUUGGCAGUAUGGUAUGCACAUUUGUCAACCAGUUGGAUAACCACGUGGCCCAUGGUUUACCAAUUCUUGUGUACGCCGGUGUUACAAUCAUUAUGGUUGGUUUAUUAUUCAUUUUACCCGAUACCAGUGGAGAAAAUCUAUCAGACUAUACUGUGAUUGAGGUGAACCAAUCCACGGUUGGGAAUAGUUGGAAAAUUGUUCGUACGCCGCGAUUGGAGGUGUCAAAAAACCAGGAAGCAUGA
Molecule: messenger RNA, 1875 nt
Organism: Echinostoma caproni
Lineage: Eukaryota; Metazoa; Platyhelminthes; Trematoda; Plagiorchiida; Echinostomatidae
Source: the annotation of a GenBank genome assembly